Vollenhovia emeryi is the source of this 2372-nucleotide messenger RNA. It is a transcript of the gene P58IPK, whose product is annotated as dnaJ homolog subfamily C member 3. Lineage: Eukaryota; Metazoa; Arthropoda; Insecta; Hymenoptera; Formicidae. The record is from RefSeq and is a predicted model, not a curated record. Gene Ontology annotation, cellular component: endoplasmic reticulum. Gene Ontology annotation, molecular function: protein-folding chaperone binding; misfolded protein binding. The transcript is spliced from 6 exons. Gene Ontology annotation, biological process: protein folding in endoplasmic reticulum. Bases 142 to 1584 code for a protein of 480 amino acids.
GAUCGCAAUGGCGGCGUGGCUGGAAGGUUUUGUGUUAUCGGAUGGUUAGAUGUCGAUCUGGCGGUGCCGAGCGCAUUAGUCUCCUUGUUUACAGCACAGCACGUUUCACGCGGUGGAACUGACUUUUUCCCUGCCCCAGUCAUGUACGGUUUCCUGAUAGUGGCACUGCUGGAUUUAACCCUCGACGCGGUCGGAAGUGUCUCGCAGUCGGAGAUCGCCAAACAUCUGGAGUACGGCAGGGAGUUCCUCGUAAAGGGCCAGCUGCAGGAUGCGCUGUCGCACUACCACGCAGCCGUCGAGGGUGACCCGAGCAAUUACCUGACCUACUACAAGAGAGGCACGGUUUAUUUAGCGCUGGGCAAAGCCAAGUUCGCCCUCCUCGAUCUCGACAAGGUUCUGGAGCUGAAGGCGGAUUUCACGCCGGCGAAACUGCAGCGCGGUAACAUUUUACUCAAGCAGGCCCACUUCGACGAGGCUGAAAACGACUUUCGCGACGUGCUAGCGUUAGAACAAAAUGAGGAUGCCUUGAAUGCCUUAGAUAGGUUAUACCCAGCUAGAGAAGAUAUGAAAUUAGUCGAUAUAUUUGUGUAUAACGGCGAUCACGUAGCAGCUGUGCAACAGAUUACUCGGCUCAUCGAGAUCUGCCCGUGGUCCUCUUAUUUGAGAGAACGCAGGGCGGAGAGCCAUAUCGCCCUCGGGGAUCACAUGAGCGCCAUAUCCGACAUACGUUCGACUACAAAAUUGUUGUCCGAUAACACGGAGGGUUUCUUCAAGCUCUCGACGUUGCUCUACCGGCUCGGGGACGUUGACGAGGCAUUAAAGGAGAUUCGAGAGUGUUUGAAGCUCGAUCCAGACCAUAAGCAGUGUUUCCCGUUUUACAAGAAGAUUAGAAAGAUAAAGAAGCUGCUGCAAGACACGGAGACGGCGCUGGAGGACAAGGAUUAUGAUGCUUGCAUCGAUUCGGCCCGUCGCGUGUUGACGCACGAGCAGAACGAGGUGAAGGUGCAGUUCACGGCUCACCAUUACCUUUGUCGAUGUUACACGGAAAGUUCUGAUACGACUGAGGCGAUCAAAAAUUGCCAAGCGGCGUUAAAUAUCAGGAGAGAACCGAGUGUGUUGUGUGACAGUGCAGAGGCGUAUCUCGCCGGGGAAAUGUUCGACGAUGCUAUUAGAGAUUUCAAGGAGGCAUUAGAGAUAGAUUCAAACUUCCAAAGAGCCAAGCAGGGAUUGCAAAAGGCGCAACAACGGCAAAAGAUGUCGGAGUCCCGAGACUACUACAAGAUCCUGGGUGUCCCAAGAACAGCGAAUAAGCGGGAUAUCAUCAAGGCUUAUCGGAAAGCGGCGCAAAAAUGGCAUCCCGACAAUUUUCACGAGGGCGACGAGAAGAAGCGCGCGCAGAAGAAGUUCAUCGACAUCGCCGCCGCCAAGGAGGUCCUAACGGACGACGAGAAGAGGGCGAAAUUCGAUCAGGGCGAGGACCCUCUCGACCCGGAAUCGGGCCGGCACCAGCAGGGUUUCAAUCCCUUCCAAGAGUUCCACCACUUCCACGGGUCUCCCUUCCAGUUUAAGUUCCACUUCAAUUAAACGUCGCGUCGCAAGUUUCGUCAGUGAUAGAGAAAUUACCAUUCUCGAAUCUUAACGCGCGCGCCCGUCGCUUCGUCCGCGACGGGUAUCUUCGCUUCGCCCUUAGCCCGAAUUUCAUUUCGCUACCUCGUCUCGGUGGAGAUCGCAUGUGUUUAAUCCGUUAGACGGACUUGGGAGAUUCUGUGCACACGAAUUGUGUCGACGUGUCGAUGAACAGAUCAGUGACCGUCCCGCGAUAUCGGGUAACGCAACUGUCUCGGCGCGUAUCUAAUAUACGAUGCGAAGGUAGAUUUAAUCGACCGCACUAGUUCGUCUACUGCAAGAAAACUUAUGAUACAGUACUCUCUAGUACAUGCAGACUGAGCGAUGAGUAUAAUCCAUUUCGGCUCACACAUAGACGUUUGUCGCAUGUAAUUUUAUCAUCGCAUUCUGUACACUACUUGUAAAGUCGUGAUUAUUUCCCACGUAUUGCGGUAUUGCGGUACGGAGGGGAUGUACAGUGAUUAUCACACUGCCACUGAUUGCUUCAGCGGCUGUUCAUUUUAGCUUGAGAAUGUGCGACAACUAGAACAAGUCCGUGAGACGUUAUGCCUUUAUCGAGUACGAUACGCUGAGCCGAUAUAUUUAUAUCAUUACUAUUUACAGUAUUCGUACUCGGUAAUGUUCAAAUGAUGUGUAGAACAAUGCUGUGCGCUUGUCAUGUUUGCAUGUGUGUGAGUCAGACCUUCAUGUAAAUAUACUGUAUUUCUGAUAUUUGUUUAAAAAUAUAUUUGAAUAAUUUAUACAGA